CAUCUUCUAAUGACUACAUUGAGAAAUUAAGGAGAAACCGCGGGGGGAGAGAGAGAAAGGGAUAGGAAACCGAGAGAGAGAGAGAGAGAGAGGGCGCGACGAAGGGGGUCGGGAUUCUCGAAUCAGAGCAAAGCCGAGCAGGAACAGCCAUAAAGGCGUCUCCUUGUCUUCAAAUCUGCUCUAGGGUUUAUCUAAAUCUGUUCAUCGCCUCCUUGUUCGAUGCUAUUGACGUCGCGCAAUCAAAAGUUUGCUUUUUGAUUGGUCAACCCUGGCGUGUUUCAGGGCUAGGUGAUGGCUGACGCGCCUCGCGACCACCCGCGGAGCAGCAGCAUCGUUAGUCGGAUUCAGCAAGACGCCAGCUGGUACUGGAGUUCAUUGUCCGGGAGUCUAGGGUUAGGGUUUGGGAUUGAGUUAGAGAACGUGGCGAGGGAAGUAUGCUGAGCGUGCUAAGGGUUCACCUGCCGUCGGAGAUUCCCGUCGUAGGCUGCGAGAUAACGCCCUACGUUCUUCUGAGGCGUCCGGACAAUUCCAUUUCGAACGACGAUGUGCCUGAGUCGGCGCCCCUUGAUGGUUACUACAUGAGAUACAGGUGGUAUCGCAUUCAAAGCGAUAAAAAAAUUGCUAUGUGUAGCGUACACCCGACCGAACUGGCAACAUUGCAGUGCCUUGGUUGCCUCAAAUCUAAAAUACAUGUCUCCAAGAGUUAUCAUUGCUCGUCUAAGUGCUUCGCUGAUGCAUGGCAACAUCAUCGUGCUUUGCAUGAUCGUGCGAGUAAUUCCAUCAGCGAAAAUGGGGCUGAGGAGGACGAGUUAUUCGGACGAUUUAGUGGCGGAUCUACUGUUACUGGUAUAUCAGGUUCGACAUCUAGGGCUGCUACUCCAGUUCCAACUAAUGGUUCCGUGCCUUCGUUUCCGCUAUCAAUUUCAGAAAGGAGCGGUGGCGAAACAUGGUUUGAAGUUGGUCGUUCAAGAACAUAUACGCCGACAACUGAUGACAUUGGAAACACGCUAAAGUUUGAAUGUGUCGCCGUUAGUGUUGAGUCAAGCAAACCCGUUGGGACCCCGAGUUCGAUUAUGACUUCUCGUGUUAUUCCUGCUCCUUGUCCUAUUCCGCGACGCAUGAUCGAAGUGAGUGGAGCGGAUGUUCUCGGGCAUUUAGAAUCUGAUGGUCGAGGGACUUUUACUGUGCUCUCUUACAAUAUUCUGGCUGACUUGUAUGCGACAAGUGAUUCGUACAGCUAUUGCCCAUCCUGGGCGCUUUCUUGGCCUUAUCGGCGACAGAAUUUGCUACGGGAAAUCAUUGGUUACCAUGCCGACAUCAUAUGCCUUCAAGAAGUCCAAAGCAACCAUUUUGAAGAAUUUUUUUCUCCAGAACUCGACAAGCAUGGGUAUCAAGCUCUCUACAAGAAGAAAACCUCAGAGGUUUACAAUGGAAAUUCAAAUUCACUUGAUGGCUGUGCUACAUUUUUCCGCAGAGAUAGGUUUUCUCAUGUGAAGAAAUAUGAGGUUGAAUUUAAUAAAGCUGCACAAUCUCUGACUGAUGCUGUUAUUCCUGCUAACCAGAAGAAAGUUGCUUUGAGUCGAUUAAUCAAGGAUAAUAUUGCUUUGAUUGCAGUACUAGAAGACAAAUUUAGCAACCAUGGUGCUGAUGGCCCUGGGAGCAGACAACUUCUUUGUGUGGCUAAUACUCAUGUAAAUGUGCCUCAGGAACUCACAGACGUUAAGCUUUGGCAGGUUCACACUCUUUUAAAAGGAUUGGAAAAGAUAGCAGUUAGUGCUGACAUCCCAAUGUUGGUUUGUGGUGAUUUUAAUUCUGUUCCAGGCAGUGCACCUCAUGCUCUACUUGCGAUGGGCAAAGUGGACCAGUUACAUCCAGACUUGGCAAUCGAUCCCCUUGGGAUCUUACGCCCUGCGAGCAAGUUAAAUCAUCAACUUCCACUGGUUAGUGCAUACUCGUCAUUUGCGAGAAUGUUAAGUGUUGGUCCGAGUUUGGAGCAACAACGAAGGAGAAUGGACUCUACAACAAAUGAACCAUUAUUUACAAAUUGCUCUAGGGAUUUUAUUGGAACCCUUGAUUAUAUCUUUUACACAGCUGAUUCUUUGUCAGUAGAAUCAUUAUUGGAACUUUUGGAUGAGGAAAGCUUGCGGAAAGAUACGGCUCUUCCAUCUCCUGAAUGGUCGUCUGAUCAUAUAGCACUUUUAGCAGAAUUUCGAUGCAAGCCUAGAAUUAGACGGUGAUGAUUGAGGUCAUUUGCUGUUUGAAUUGUUGUUGCUACAGGAGAUAUAGCCAUGGUUGUUCUCAGAAAAAUUCCUCUUUUAUGUGGGGAAAAUGAUAUUUUCAAGGGAGGUAGAUCAUGCCCCUCCCCCCUUUCAUGUCCUCUCAGUCUUCCGGUUUUAAGGGGCUCAUUGAUCUAUUUGUACCAUUUUACCUAAUCUUAAAAAUUAUCCCUAAAAAAAAGCUAUGCUGAUUAAGUUUUCAGCUUUUUCACCUGCUUUGUUCAUCACUUGGUUUCUUAAUUAAAUUAAAUAGUUCUUUUUUUGCA
Phalaenopsis equestris is the source of this 2542-nucleotide messenger RNA. Its product is annotated as carbon catabolite repressor protein 4 homolog 1-like. Bases 435 to 2237 code for a protein of 600 amino acids. Gene Ontology annotation, molecular function: poly(A)-specific ribonuclease activity. The record is from RefSeq and is a predicted model, not a curated record. NCBI's taxonomy places the organism in Eukaryota, Viridiplantae, Streptophyta, Magnoliopsida, Asparagales, Orchidaceae. Gene Ontology annotation, cellular component: CCR4-NOT complex; nucleus; cytoplasm. The transcript is spliced from 12 exons. Gene Ontology annotation, biological process: nuclear-transcribed mRNA poly(A) tail shortening.